Messenger RNA from Plectropomus leopardus (leopard coralgrouper), 767 nucleotides. NCBI's taxonomy places the organism in Eukaryota, Metazoa, Chordata, Actinopteri, Perciformes, Serranidae. The record is from RefSeq and is a predicted model, not a curated record.
AUCAUGGAAAAGUUUUGAAAUUUUGUCCAUGAAUGUGUGGGGGAACUCUGUAUCUAAAUGUCUUGAUGUGAAAUACGAUCUCUGUUUAUAUUCCAGGUCCUCGAACAGCAUCGACCACCUCCACAGCAAACGAGACUCGGCCUACUCCUCCUUCUCCACCAGCUCCAGUAUCCCGGAGUACCUCGCCUCCACGCCCUCCUUCAGCCCAGAGCGCUCCUACUCGCUGGAGACCGUCCCUCAGAGAGAAGGAGGAAGUGGAGAGAUGACGCAGGCCGACAUGUGUUACGUCCGGACGGUUUACGACGCCCAGCAGGGCCUGUCCCAAGAGCACGAGCUGAGCUCCACCUCCGCCGCGCUGCUACGCAACAGCGAUGCCAGAGGCGGAGGAGGGAUGAGGCCAAGCCGAGAUCAGCAAGUGGGCGGGGUCUGUUACCGUGGCAGCAGCAGCGGCAGCAGCAGCAGUUGCGGCAGCAGCAGUGGUGGAGCGCCAGCGUCAAACAGACACAGUGUGGGGCCAAUAUGGGGCCCCGCAGCCAGCCGCAGCUCUUACGAGAGCCUGAAGGGGGCGCCGGCACCACCGAGGCGCAGCGACAGCUACGCCGCCAUCAGAAACCACGAGAGACCGAACUCCUGGUCCAGUCUGGAGCACGCCCGGUCACUACGGUCUCUGCAGAAAGGUUCCUGGCAUCACUCCAGUGGCUCUGUGGCCUCAGGUGCAGGUAUGUUUGAAAUCUGCCUCCAUGAUGUUACUCAUUCUAAUAACCCCC